Messenger RNA from Parasteatoda tepidariorum (common house spider), 2220 nucleotides. Its product is annotated as transmembrane protein 272. The record is from RefSeq and is a predicted model, not a curated record. Lineage: Eukaryota; Metazoa; Arthropoda; Arachnida; Araneae; Theridiidae.
GCUUCAUAAUUUGCAUGUUAAAGUAAAUGAUGGUGAAGAAACCGAAAAUAAAUAAAAAAACAGUCAUAGUAGUUUGACGGUGUAUGUCAAUAAGUGGUGUAAUAAAACAUGCAUGAUAUGAUAUCAGGCGAUAAAAUCAAAAACAAGAUAACAAUCAAAAUCCGUGAUCUGACGUAUGCUACUCUUUUAGUGAAAAAAAUGCAAUUUUAGAAAUCUAAUUUGAUUCAUUACGUUAUGUUGAACAACGUUAUACUUUAAUGGAAGCACUAUAAAUAUUUGAUGCGCAGGUCGGGGAGUUCAAACAAGCCUUUGGAUUAUUCAACGACGCAACUACAGACGAAACGUAUUCAAGGUAACACAGAAGAAGAAUAGCUGUUGAUACACCUGUUAUCUUUGCCUUGUCAUUAUCAUUAGAAAGAACCUCGUGACUUAAAACGUCAUGUAUCAGAGCACGGAUAAACUUGUUCCCAAUGAACAAGGGGUUGGAAAAAGUGAUUAUCAAGCAAUUGAAGGAGGAACAGGAGGAGGAGGCAAUGAAGCUGUACCCCAGUCAUUUCUGUCACAAGUUAAGAAGGCAAAAGAAGAAAACAUCGGAUGCUGCAGCUUCUGUCUUGCCUUCUUCGCACUUCUCAUCGGAUCACUGGUAUGGACGCUGGUUAUCAUCGUCAUCAUUACAGUUCCAAUCGUCAUGAUUGUUAUUGGAGCUGAAUAUUUCCAUGAUUGUCCUGCUCAGAAGAUGAUACCAAUCAGUCUGAUUGUUGCCGGAUGUGUUGCCAUGCUCAGCAACGUCAUCAAUUUUGUGGAUAGAUUCAAGAGAUUGUCUGAAACCGGUAUUCCUAAAAGACACACAGUCAUUGGAUGGAUUAACCUCGUUCUCAACUUGUUCAUGCUUGGAUGGUUCCUUGCUACUUGCUACUGGGUGUACAAUGCAAAUGGCGCGGAUUUCCAAGAUCCUAAGUCACUUACGUACUGCAAUCCCCACAUGUAUGGAUUUGUCUUCUGGUUCAUCAACUUCAUUUGGAUCUUCUUCGGCACAAUGGUUGUCAUUUCGGCAUUCGUCAUGUGCUUCGCCCUCAUGUGCUGGUAAAAAAAAAGAAAGAAGUGUUGUGGAAUAAUUUUCGAACAUUACAUUUUGUUCGUUUAUACCAUAGAUAUAAAUAUUUAUUGUGUUGUACAGAUUACUUAUGUUUUAUAUAAAUGAAGUGAUAUUCUAUACUAGUAUGAAGCUAUCAUGGACUGGAACUCGGAAGAUACCAACCUGGAAAAUUUUGAAGAUGUUUUUAUAUCAAUAAAUAAAAAAAAAUGCCAAAAAUAAAUAAUUAAAAAUAAAUCAAAUAUAAAAAGAAAUAAUAAUAAUGAAAUUAAUUAUCUCUAUUAUUCUAGAAAUCGCCUUCAAAUAUCUUACUCUAACUACUUAAUAAUAACUACUCUUUCAGUUACCUUAAUAAUGCAUUAAGUUUUAAUGAAAUGAGUCAGUUUAAUUGCUAUAAUUGACAAAAGGCUUAGAGAUAUGUAGUGUAUAAACAUACAUGUGACUUAAAAUGAACUUGUUUUGAAAAUUUUAUCGACAUGAUUUAUUAAAAGAAAUUAUUCCUGUUUCUCAGUAGCUUUAAAUGCAAUUAUUGCAUUAAAUAAUAAAAGUAUAACUAAUUAUUGAGUAAAAUUAUAAAAGUGAAACUAAUAAUUUCGUAAUUUGUAUUUACAAUAAAGAUGCCAAUGUUAAGUCACUUUUCAAUUACCUGCCAGUCAUUGAUCAAUCAGUUAUUAGUAUCAACCAAUUGGAAUGCGUUUCAAACUAAUACCUAACGGGCAUGCGCAAUUGCUUAAAAACAGAAUGAAACGUGAAUUUGUGAAAUUUCUAAAGCAUCUUUUUUGAACUUGGCAAGGCAGCCGACUAUGAACUAAAUCUGCUUUUUUCUUCUCUCAUCUUUGGUCUUUUAAGCAAUUAUUUUUAUUAUUUUAACUUAUUUCUAUUGCGGCUUUAAUAGAUUUAAAGUUAUUAGUUUUGUGCCAUGUUUUUGCCUGCAUCUCAUAUAAUCAUUUUUCUAUUUAUGCACUCAUUUCAUUUUUGGAAGUAGUAUUGUGUUUGUAAUUGUAUGUUGUAAAAAGAAACAUAAAUGUGAUGUUUUGAUGUCUGUAACACAUGAGUAUGUUUUUAUUUGAUUUCAUUCCUGUUAAAAUAUUGAAAAAAUUUAAUCAAUAAAAAUAUUUUAAAAAGUA